Molecule: messenger RNA, 3831 nt
Organism: Lytechinus variegatus (green sea urchin)
Lineage: Eukaryota; Metazoa; Echinodermata; Echinoidea; Temnopleuroida; Toxopneustidae
Product: F-box-like/WD repeat-containing protein TBL1XR1
Exons: 13
Coding region: 316-1797 (493 amino acids)
Biological process (GO): regulation of transcription by RNA polymerase II
Cellular component (GO): histone deacetylase complex
Molecular function (GO): transcription corepressor activity; protein binding
Source: RefSeq, a predicted model, not a curated record
CUAGUGUCUGAAGUUUAGAGUAAUUCCGCGGCCAUUUUGUGUGAGUGAAAACCCGACAAUUUGGCUGUAAAUUCAUCUCUUUUACGAAUUAAUGAGGAAAAAACGAGAGCGGUAUACCUAGCUAAAUGAUUUUAUAUAUAUCAAUGAUUCGAGCGGUGGAGAAAAAAUAAGGAUCCAGUGGAAUCUCAGCUGGUUCAAGACGUUAUAAUUUUAAUUAUACCCAAGGGACAAUAAAGAGCUGAGCCUAUGAUUUGAAGAAGGCUGUUUGCAGAUCUAUGGGAGUCGGAUGAACAGUGCACACAAUUACAGGUCACGAUGAGCAUUAGCAGCGAUGAAGUCAACUUUCUUGUGUAUAGAUAUCUCCAGGAGUCAGGUUUUUCACAUUCUGCAUUCACAUUUGGUAUAGAGAGUCACAUUAGCCAAUCCAACAUAAACGGGGCCUUAGUCCCGCCCGCAGCACUUAUCUCAAUCAUACAGAAAGGCUUGCAAUAUGUAGAGGCAGAAGUCAGUAUAAAUGAGGAUGGUACAGUUGUAGACAGUAGAGCGUUAGAUUCGCUGUCCCUCAUCGAUGCAGUCAUGCCUGAUGUCAUCUCCUCAAGGAAGUCAGAACUCAGACAGGUAGCAGCGAACGGUCAGAACAAUUGUAAAGUAGAGGGAACAAAUGGGGAUGACCCACCAGUUACGUUAAUUCAAUCAAAUCACUCAGAGGCCAUGGAAAUCGAUGGUGGCAUCGAGAUUCCGCCAAGCAAAGCAACCGUUCUUAGAGGCCAUGAAUCAGAAGUCUUCAGUUGUGCAUGGAAUCCAUGUAGAGAUCUCCUUGCAUCAGGGUCUGGCGACUCAACUGCAAGGAUAUGGAACCUAAACGAAGGUCAAAAUUCAUCACAACAUCAGCUUGUUCUCAGGCAUUGCAUCAGAGAAGGUGGCCAAGAUGUCCCCAGUAACAAAGAUGUCACCUCGUUAGACUGGAAUUGUGAUGGUAGUUUAUUAGCGACAGGCUCCUACGACGGCUAUGCAAGAAUCUGGUCAACGGAAGGCCGGCUGGUCAGCACGUUAGGCCAGCACAAGGGCCCCAUCUUUGCGCUGAAAUGGAACAAAGAGGGCAACUACAUUCUCAGUGCGGGGGUGGACAAGACGACCAUCAUAUGGGAUGCACAGACAGGGGAAUGCAAGCAACAGUUUCCUUUCCAUGUUGCACCGGCAUUAGACGUUGACUGGCAAACCAACACAAGCUUUGCAUCUUGUUCCACGGACCAGAGUAUACAUGUGUGUAAACUGCGCAGUGAUAAACCAAUCAAGACAUUCCAAGGCCAUUCUAAUGAGGUGAACGCUAUUAAGUGGGAUCCAUCAGGUCAGAUGUUAGCUUCCUGUUCAGAUGAUAUGACACUCAAGAUAUGGUCCAUGAAUCAAGAUACGUGUGUACAUGACCUCCAAGCGCACAGCAAAGAGAUUUAUACUAUCAAAUGGAGCCCUAAAAAUCCCAAUACACCUCUUAUGUUAGCAAGUGCAUCGUUUGACUCGACGGUUCGACUAUGGGACGUCGAGAGGGGUAUCUGUAUCCACACACUGACCAAACACCAAGAGCCUGUCUACAGCGUAGCUUUCAGUCCAUCGGGGAAAUAUCUAGCCAGUGGCUCCUUUGACAAAUGUGUACAUAUAUGGUCGACGCAGACUGGGAGUCUUGUGCAUAGUUAUAGAGGGACCGGAGGAAUAUUUGAAGUUUGUUGGAACCAUACAGGAGAUAAAGUAGGAGCUAGUGCGUCAGACGGAUCGGUGUUCGUUUUGGACUUAAGAAAAUGAGAAGACGGCAUGUAGAUUAGUCAGGAAUUCCUUUUUCUAUAAUUGUACAGAGAGGAAGAGAGAAAGUGUGUGAGAAAGAGAGAGAGAGAGAGUGAUAGAAUGCGUGUGUUUUUGUGCACUGGUAACAGGUAAGAGAUAGAGAGAGCUAGCCGAAGAGAGGUAGGAGGAGAGAGAGAGGUAGAAAAAGAGAUGGAGAGAGAGAGAAGAUCAGAUAACGGACUCAUGGACAACACGUUUGUAGAUGGUUACCAAGAUGACAAUUGAUUAAUGAUGAAAAAUACAUGCUGCUCUUUCCGAGAGAAGGACCGAGUGAUGACGAUGAGUUGUGCUAGCCCAGAAAAGACGCAUGAAUUCAACAGCUUGUGAAUGUUUAUGGAGAUGUUUCAAUACGAAGUGGUUUUAGUAGCAUGGUUUGGGAUGUGUUAACAGCUCUUUCAGUCUCAAUCCAUUCAGCUUAAAUGAGGUUACCGGUAUUUCUGGACGAAAAUGUUUACCGGCCAUGUUUUAUAGCCAAUUUGAUGUUGGAGUGUUGCUCUGGAUGCCUUAUUAUCUUGGUCGUUUCCAAUUCAUACAGUCUUGUGAGUUGAGCAUUUUCUAGAGUUUUUGAUGAGUGUGAAAGGGGUCUUAAUUCUAGGCCAAUGCGAUGUUCAAGUAAGGUAUAGGGCACGUCAAAACCUCUCUCAUUUAUUCUGGCACUCUUGUGAACUGAGAUUGCUCUAGAGUUUUGACAAGUGUGAAAGGGGUCUUAAUUCUCGGCUAAUAUAUUACAGUAAGGUUUAGGGCAUGUUAAAACCUCUCUCAUUUGCAAUUCAUACCCCAUGAGGGAUGGGUUUUUCACCCCAGUUAUGAUGAAUGUGAAAGGGUCUUUUCUGGGCCAGCGUGUCUGUGGAAUAUAGUCAAGAACUUUGCGAAAGUGUUAUGGUGUAGUGGUUGAAACUCUCUUUUCAAUCAGAGGGUCACAAAUCCUAAUCCCUCUUCGCACUGUUCAUUUUCAUUCCGCAAGGAUAUUGUCCUCGCUCAACCUUGGUGAGGUACACGGUUACUUUGUAAGUUUUAUUCAUUGAAUGCACAAAGUGUAAAAGUUUCUCAAUAUAAUAAUGAAAGCUGGGUCAAUUUAAUAUGUCACUUUUUGCCUGAGGGUACAAAGUGCUGAUUGAUAAUGUAAAGCUGGGGUUAUAACGUCUAGAGUCCAUACAUUAUUUAGAGACUAUCUUGCAUGUGCUCAUGCGCUGUACAAGAAUGGCAUGGUAUGAAAAUGAUAACUUCUCGCAUUCUCACUUUAUCCAUUGAUGAAUUAACAAAAUUUCCAUUAAUUACAGUGAAUGUUAUCCUAGUAUUAAUCAUGUCAGCAUCAAAUUCAUCAUUAUUGGGAUCAUUUGGACCCCAAACCAUUCAUCAUUUUGGUCUGCCAUUAUUUGUGUGAUUGCCAAACACUUCAAAAUGUUUUGCCCUAAAGUCCUGUACAUUUACAAGUACUGCUUUUCCACCCUUUGGUUUUGUAAUGAUUGUAUGUUGGGCAAAACAGGUCACUUUGCUUGGUGGCUUGGUGGGAAAGGUCAAAUUUUCAAAACAAGCUUCUCCAAUUUUGGAAGAGUGGAGGUAUUAACUCCCCUCCCCUCCACAAUAGUUUAGUGGUAUUUGGUCUACACCCACUUCGUCUAAUUUUUGUUUGGUCUAAUCUCACAUGGUCUAAUCCUAGUUAUUCUACAACCAUUUUGUCUACUAACCAUUUGGUCUAAUUGCCAUUUAGAACUUUCACAAUUUGUCUUAAUUCCAGCUGGGCUAUUCCCAUUUUGUCUAACUAUACAUUUGGUCUAAGUCCGUUUAGUCUAUGUGGCUAGAUGAACUAUUAAUGAACCAAAUUUUCAUUUGACAAAGUUUGAAAUGAUAAGACUGUAAUGGCAAAUUAUGGCAGAACAGCUGGGAAUUAGACUAAAUGAAAAUUAGCCUAGGUGGGUUUUAGACCAAGUGCAGUAUAGACAAAAAGGCAUUUUAACACAAUUGACAGGAGGGCAAAUGGGUUUAACCCAUGUG